Gadus chalcogrammus (walleye pollock) is the source of this 1498-nucleotide messenger RNA. Its product is annotated as cAMP-dependent protein kinase type II-beta regulatory subunit. The record is from RefSeq and is a predicted model, not a curated record. Gene Ontology annotation, molecular function: cAMP-dependent protein kinase regulator activity. The transcript is spliced from 11 exons. Lineage: Eukaryota; Metazoa; Chordata; Actinopteri; Gadiformes; Gadidae. Gene Ontology annotation, biological process: regulation of protein phosphorylation. Gene Ontology annotation, cellular component: cAMP-dependent protein kinase complex. Bases 267 to 1478 code for a protein of 403 amino acids.
AGCUCGUACGCAAUCCCAGGGUAUGUGGUUGCCAUGGAUCCGUGGGUCACAUGCGUGGAUUUCCUGUAGCCAGAAGCAGCAGAAGAGAUGCUUGGACCAAAAAGAUCCACAGCCAUUUUAAUUUGCUAAUUCGCUCAUUUGGACGGUUUCAUGCGAUGUCUGAUAUAUUGGAUAUUUUUGUUCUGUGUUUUUAAGGAGAUCGGACCACAUUCUGUCAUUUUUGCAGCAAACCGGCAUUUUGUCUCAUCCAUAGCUUGACAACAGGAAUGAGUAUAGAAAUCCCUGAAGGACUGACGGAGCUGUUACAGGGCUUUACCGUGGAAGUGUUGAGGAAUCAACCCAGGGAUUUGCUUGAAUUUGCCUUACAAUAUUUCACCCAACUGAAGGACAGCGAGACCAGAGGGGCCUCAUUUGGCAAUGACCAAAAUUCGGCCACAAGACCUGGCAAAGCGGUCAAUUUCAUUGACGAAGCGAUGCAGAUCGAUUCUGAAAACGGCGAAGAGGAUGAGGAUGACGAGGAAUUCAUAGCUCCGGUGAUUAACAGAUUCGUCAGGAGAGCUUCAGUGUGUGCUGAAGCAUUCAACCCUGAUGAUGAAGAGGAAGAGAAGGAGCCAAGGGUCACCCAUCCAAAAACAGACGAACAGAGACGGAGACUACAGGAGGCGUGCAGGAACAUUCUCCUGUUCAAGAACCUGGAGCCGGAAGAGAUCUCGCAGGUGUUGGAUGCCAUGUUUGAAAAGUUUGCCGUCAACGGAGAGCACAUCAUAGAUCAAUUUGACGACGGUGACAACUUCUACGUCAUUGAAAGUGGGACAUUUGACAUCUUCAUGGGGGUCGAGGGCGUUGAUAAGCUGGUGGGUUGCUAUGACAACCAAGGAAGCUUUGGGGAGUUGGCCUUGAUGUACAACACCCCCAGGGCGGCCACGAUAGUCGCAACUUCGCCCGGAGCCCUUUGGUGCCUGGAUCGUCUGACGUUCAGAAGGAUCAUCGUUAAUAAUAAAGCAAAAAAGAGAAGGCUCUACGAGGCAUUCAUCGAAACAUUACCGCUGCUUACAUCACUAGAGCUGUCAGAGAGAAUGAAGGUGGUGGAUGUGUUGUCCACCAAGGCCUACAUCGACGGAGAGCAGAUCAUCGCACAGGGUGAUCUAGCGGACUGCUUCUACAUUGUUGAAUCCGGCCAAGUCAGAAUUACCAUGAAGAGAAGUAGGACGAAAAAGGAGGAAGGAGAAGAGGAACAUGACAUUGCCACGUGUUCGAGAGGCCAGUACUUCGGGGAGCUGGCACUUGUCACCAAUAAGCCCAGAGCAGCCUCAGCCUAUGCCGUUGGAAGCGUCAAAUGCUUGGCGAUGGACGUGCAGGCCUUCGAGAGGCUGCUGGGCCCAUGCAUGGACAUCAUGAAGAGAAACAUUGCAAACUACGAGGAGCAGCUGGCCACUCUGUUUGAUUGCAGCGUUGACAUUGAAGAACAAAAUGCAUAAGUCCACCCCCCCACCCCAUC